Molecule: messenger RNA, 1362 nt
Organism: Cryptococcus deneoformans JEC21
Lineage: Eukaryota; Fungi; Basidiomycota; Tremellomycetes; Tremellales; Cryptococcaceae
Exons: 10
Coding region: 183-1280 (365 amino acids)
Molecular function (GO): hydrolase activity, acting on carbon-nitrogen (but not peptide) bonds, in linear amides
Source: RefSeq, a predicted model, not a curated record
AAACAAUUUACUUUAGCACUUUUGACAGCACGAUAUAAUCUCUAAAAUCUCACAAAGUGCCGAGAAGAGCGCUUAACCAAGGUUGACGUCGAUCCCUUGGCCGCGGCGCCCUGAAGAUCAAGAGCCCGAGCCGAACAGGGGAAUGAUAAGGAGGAAAUAUUCGUCGUAGGAGUUACGAAAACAUGGCCGAGUCACAGCCGAAUCAUCUGUAUGGUGUUGGCCAUAUAGACGGCAUCUUAUGGAACACUUUACUGAGCCACCCAAAGCUUAGCACAAUGGCUCGAAAAAUCACUGUCGCCGCUGCCCAAGUUGGGGCAGUUCACAAAGAUUCUCAGCGACCUGAGACCCUUUCCCGCUUGAUAUCCCUUUUGGAGCAAGCCAGUCAGAAUGGGGUGGAAGUGCUUGUGUACCCUGAGACGACCUUUACCACCUUCUUUCCUCGUUGGAAAGGCUUGGACGACGACAGGGAGGAACUGGACCGAUGGUUUGAGCAUGGAGAUAUCACUACCAAUCCAAACAUAGCUCCUUUGAUAUCUAGAGCUAAGGACUUGGGCAUCGAUAUCGUAAUCGGAUAUGGAGAGAAAACGGAUGACAGUCAUUAUUACAAUACUUGCUCCUAUAUCCAUGCAGGCAAGGAAAUAUCAAAGUAUCGGAAGGUUCACCUUCCCGGUAACAAAGAACCCUACCCUGAUCCCGAAUUUAUUGACCAGCUUGAGAAGCGAUACUUCGAGCCCGGAGACUAUGGAUUCAAGGCCUUCCGAGUGCCAGAUCUUGCUGUGACACCUGAAGAUGGCGAAGCAAUUGCCGGCAUGAUGAUCUGUAAUGACCGUCGUUGGGCUGAAUCAUGGCGCUGUCUCGGUCUGCAGGGCGUUGAGCUGGUGUGCUUGGGCUAUAACACUAGCACUUGGGCUCCAGGACUAUUUGGUCACUCAAAAGAUGCGGAUCCUGAGGUAAUCAAGGCUCAGUCAGAAUUCCAACAUCUCCUUGUCAUGCAAGCACAUUCAUACACGAAUGCGACUUUCUCUAUUGCUGCUGCCCGCGCUGGAUUUGAUGAUGGAAAAUUUGGCCUAAUUGGUUGCUCUUGCAUUGUUCACCCCGAAGGCCACAUCAUUGCUCAAUCCAAAACCAUGGACGAUGAAUUGGUAAUUGCUACCAUCGAUUUAGACGACGCAAAGAUCGGCAAACAGAAGGUCUUCAAUUUUGGCUUGCAUCGUCAGCCUCAUCAGUACUCCAUUAUUACUCAACAGGCGGGAGUUACUGCCCCACCUCGCCUUAACUAAAAAUCUGAAGUGACAUAGAGAGUGUGUUAUGGUUCAUAUACUUUCGGAAUCUCAAGGUCUUUUUGCAUGCAAUCGGUUGGAG